ACUAAUACACAUGUCAUAUACAUUUAUGCACUGAUAUACGUGCACAUAUGUUAUACAUUGAGAAAAAACAUGUCUAAGUGUACUGUGUUUGAAUGACAUAUCUUUAAAUUUUGAAAAUAUUAAUGAAUCUCAAAUAGUGUCGGAUCUUCAAAGGUUAUCAGCAGGUGCUUCCCUACCCGAAGAUAAGAAGCCUCUAGUGAGCAGCAAAGAUGCCUAACAGAAGUGUUGCCUUCAGUGGCAAGAAAAAGAAAAAGCAGCUGCAAGCAAAGCGGGAUAAGAAACAAUCAGAACACGGUGAAGGUCGUGGGUUUCCAAGAUCACAUUUCAACAAAGCCCCAGUGAUCUCAGAGGCUAUCUUGGCCAAGGUUCAAGAGGGCAUUGACAAUCCUACGUCAGGGAGUGCUAAUUAUCUCCAGGAUAUUCUAGCAAUUAACCAGCAACCGGGAGGAACAGGGAAUGUGAACAGAUAUAAUCUGAAAUUCCGAAGGGAAACUCCAGAUGAAAUUGAAAAGCGCAAAGCACUUCACUAUGCUCCCAUAAAACUUUUGGGGGAAGAUGAGUUGGAGCUUGAGACGGAAUUCUUCUUCCCUCCUGGUCUUGACUAUCCUAUGAGACCAGAAUGGAAAAAGAACAUGUCAAAGCAGGAGCUUGACCGAAGUGAAAACAAACACUUCAGGCUCUUUUGUGAGAAACUGGAUAAAGAUUUUGCAGAUAAAGACCUCAGUCUGUAUGAACUAAAUCUAGAAACAUGGCGGCAGCUUUGGAGAGUGACUGAAAUGUCUGACAUUUUACUAAUUAUUGUUGAUGCCAGGUUCCCAGUUUCGCAGUUUCCCCCCUAUCUGUACUACCGGCUUGUAGAAGAGGCAAACAAGAGCAUCAUCCUUGUCCUUAACAAGUGUGACCUUGUACCACCUUCAGUCAUGGUGGCUUGGGAGCGUUACUUUCACAAUAAAUUUCCCAAACUCUUAGUAGUCCCCUUCUCAUCCAUGGAAGGUUAUGGACAUCGCCGAGGAAUGCUUAGAAUGGCUGCAGAAGGCUCCUUGAGGCUGGUUGAUGCAUGCGAGAAGUUGAUUGAUGGCUCAGUUGAUCUGACCUCCUGGAAAGAGAAAAUAGAAGAGGAACGAAAUAUCGAUAAUGAGAUAAAUCAGGAAUGUGAAGCAGAGGAAGUCUCAGACAUAGUGGUCAACACCAGACCAGAACACCACGAGCGCUACAAGGAUGGGGUCCUUACCAUUGGUACCAUUGGUUAUCCAAAUGUCGGCAAGUCCUCACUCAUUAAUGCCCUGAUGGGGAAGAAGGUUGUUAGUGUCAGUAGAACCCCAGGCCACACAAAACACUUCCAGACAAUCUUCCUAACCAAAAAUGUGAAAUUAUGUGAUUGCCCUGGCCUUGUGUUCCCCUCAACUGUAUCAAUGCAUUUGCAGGUUCUUUUUGGGAGCUUCCCCAUAGCCCAGGUGCGUGACCCAAUUGGAGCAGUUAACUAUGUAGCGACCAGGCUAGAUAUUCCAGGCAUAUUGAAGCUUCAGCAUCCAGAGGUACAGAAUGAAACUGCUUCUGAUCCCAGUUGGACGGCUUUCUAUGUAUGCGAAGCCUGGGCUAUGAAACGUGGGUAUCACACACGCCGAAAGGGGGCUCCAGAUGUAUCCAGAUCAGCAAAUGAACUCCUUCGACUGUGUCUGAAUGGCCACAAAUCACUAGUAUUAUUCAUUAGACCUCCAGGCUACACUCAGAGCAAAGGUGAUUAUGAGAAGGACCCUCGAGCAGAAGAGAUACGUCAGAUUCAAGGAGUUCAUGCAGCAAUUCAUGAGCCAUCGGUAGAAGAGCCAAUAUUUGAAGAGGAUGAAAGAGAAGGAGAUGACUUGAAGGAAAGUGGAGAGGAAUCCGAAGAGGAUGCAGAAGACUCAGAAAAGGAAGGAGAUGGUGAUGAUGAUGACGAUGAUGAUGAUGAUGAUGAGGAAGAGGAGGAGGAUGAGGGAUGUUCCACUUUUGUGUCUAAUAAGUUUUCUUUAUUAGACAGCUGUGACUGAGGAUAGAAAAUACAUGUAAUGGGCCCAGCCGCCUGGGCUCAUGUCAUCACCCUAGCAUGUGUGACCGCUCAUGCCCAAUACCAGCAUUCCUUGCCUUCGCCUCAUGAUAUUAAGAAACUCAUGUAUUACUAUUUUCUGAAGUCUGUAUUUGCCAUGUUUUCUGAUAAGUCAAGACUGUAGGGUAUUUUUGUUGUUGACUCCAUAAUUAAUCUUGAUUUGCUCUAGUCUGAAUAAAAUAAAAAAUGGUAUCAUGGAGUUAAAACCGUAGAAUUUUACUGUAUUUUCUUUUCCAUUUUUUCAUGUUGUCUUAUAAGAUAAACUUUAGUUUCAACAGUAGGUUUAUAUUAUCACUUAUUGAGUACCAUAUGGAUGUAAUAAUCUGUGUAGAAUUUGUUUUUAUAUAUGUGAUUUUAUUUAUUUUUUUCUUUUAAAUUUAUUUACUUAUUAUCAUUAUAUUUUUUACCUUGGGAGCCCUAGAAGCCCUUAUGUAAUGCAUAGUAUAGGAAAAAUUAGGAAAAGUGUAAAACUACUUAAACACAUUUUCAGUGGCCAAAAAAUAAUAUCUUGCCAUAGUUGUAACAAAAAAAAAAAAACUUAUGGCAUAACAAUACAUGCUCCCAGAAAACAGACUUGACGGACCAUGGUAUGUAUGCACAUGCCACCCAGAAUGUAGGCCAGGCUUGCCAUGGCCAACAUAUAUAUGCCACCUGGUGGCAAGGGGUUAAAUAAAGGAGAGAAAUUUA
Molecule: messenger RNA, 2770 nt
Organism: Penaeus chinensis
Lineage: Eukaryota; Metazoa; Arthropoda; Malacostraca; Decapoda; Penaeidae
Gene: Ns4
Product: guanine nucleotide-binding protein-like 1
Exons: 10
Coding region: 210-2027 (605 amino acids)
Molecular function (GO): GTPase activity; GTP binding
Source: RefSeq, a predicted model, not a curated record